AUUUGUAAUUUGUGGGAUUGUUCCUUUGACAGUUUAUUUACUGUGAAAAACUUUUAUUUCAAACUACUCCAAGGCUAAAAAGAAGUAAUUCUGUUUGGUUUUGGUCAAAGUAUUAGUUUCACAUGUAGUCAAUCCAACAUUUUGUGAACUGCCACGAGGCUUCCUUUAAAGCUUGGCAUUAUUUCCAGGAAUAACAUUAUUUUCCACAUCACUCAUUUGGCAGGAAACCAUCUGUUUACAUGCCAAAAUGACAGUAUCCUCAAAUUUGUGCCAUAGACAAAGUAAAACUUUUAUUUAAAAAGACGUUUAGGGAGAGAUGUAACUUUGCAUAAAUAUGCACAACACAACAGUUAUUUGAAUUGCAUGAUGCAGAUGUGAUCUAUCGAGUGAAUGCGUGUCAGCACAUCUGGAGUUUAUUUUGAGCCUGUGAAGACCUGCCUGUUCCAGCAUCUUCUUUCGGAUACAGUCCCAGAACUUUAAUUGAAUAACAAACCAGUUGAUUUUGGAACUCUGCUUUGCACCAUUUCACCAGACUGACAUUAGAUAAGAAGGGAGGUCUUUCGGUUUUAUUACAUAAUGCAAACUAAACUAGAGGGAAAAAGACAUUCUGGGUACAUCAAGGGUAAAAUAUACAACAUGUCUUUGGUUAUUAUACUCUUUUUGCUGUUUGGCACAACACAAACCCAGAGAACGACUCCGGAUUUUAUGAUGCAAUAUUUUCAGAGACAACUUCAACAGCUGGAGGGACGAAUGAUCAGAUGUGAACAGGACUUCCAGCAGUUCAGUCAAAGGAUGUAUGACAUGUUCAAGGAGAUACACGGCCAAACCAACAAGAUGAAUGUGUUGAGGUCAGAGGUCAAGGGUCACGUUGACACCGUGGCUAUGCGCUUGGAUCGGGUGGAGAGUGAUGUGGAAUAUCUGCAGAAUAAUAUCCCUGAAACGGCUCAUGUGGAGAUUGAGGACUCGCUGCUCGAGCACCAGGUGAAAGAAGCCAAACUUCAAAAGACAGCGGUAAUUCCCAAAGACAAAGACUGCAGUUCUGAGCUCACAGGAAUCAAAUCCCUUAAAAUCGUAAAGAAGGCUGGUGGUACCACUGGAUCAUGGAUGAAAGAUCCAACGAAAGGUUCUGCAAAGAUUUUCUUUUUUAGUGGCACUACAAACAAUACUCUUUUGGCGUAUGCCUCUUUGAAGACUUUUACUGACUCUAACUCCACCAAGAAGACCGAAGUUAUCCGUCUUCCUCUGCCUUGGUACGGAACAGGCCAUGCGAUCUACAGCGGCUUUGUAUACUACCACCUCGCAGACACCAACAAUGAGAUCCUGAAGGUCCACCUCAGUAACCGCACGGUGACUGAUCGAUUGUUGCUUCCUGCGGCUGGUAGAAUGCCGGCGUAUUCCCUCAACCCCAAUACGCUGCUGGAUCUUGCUGUUGAUGAAAUGGGGCUGUGGUCGAUCCACGCAGACCCAGACUUUGGUGGAAACUUGGUGAUCACCAAGCUGGACCACAACAGUCUGGCUGUGGAGCACACGUGGGAUACCAACUGCAACAGUCGCAAUGCAGAAGCGUCUUUCAUGAUCUGUGGCAUCUUGUAUGUGGUCUACAACACUGACUAUGGUGGCAGGUCCAGCAUCCAAUGCGUGUUUGAUAUUCAUGAUACCAUCUACACUGAGAGCACCCCAAAGGUUUUUUUCCCAAAGCGUUACACCAGCCACUCCGCUUUGUGUUACCACCCAAAGGACAAACAGCUGUAUGCAUGGGAUGAUGGGUAUCAGACCAUUUAUAAGUUAGACAUCAAGAAAGUUACAACUAUUUAAGUGUUGAACAAACUCUACAUGGUAAAAUACUAAGCUAGUUUUUAAGCCAACAACGCUUUAUUCAUUUUUGUAAUCACACUUAAUCUGUUUGUAAUAAAAAGGACCAGUUUUUUGUCCUGGACAAAAAAAACGAUUUAAGGAAUAUUUUUCUCCUUGGUUUAGCGAGGGAACUGCCAGGAGUCUUAUAGAAUCUGAAACAGUAAAAUAUAUGCAUUACUGAAAAUAAAAUAUAUGCAUAACCACAAAAUUUUGCAUUAUUAUACAUAUUAAUUCCAUAAAGAAUAUCUCAAAAAGAACAACUGUAAUUCUUACAUUUCUAGUUAGUUAUGAUAUAUUAUUAUUUGGUUUUCACUUUCACUGUAGCUUGAUUUUAUUUCUAUUAUUUAAUGUAUGGCGAUCUUUCUAUUUACUGUGUGUAGUUUUGUCCUAAGCCUGUAAAUGUAAAUGUUAUAUAUAUCGAUGUAUCUGGAAGUAAUUCUAAAAACUGAAAAAAAAUGUUUAGCAAUGUCCCUGAACUGGUAUUUUAUGUUUGCGCAUGCGUAGUCGUCAGCGGCUGCGUGAUUUUUUGCUGUUCAGGGCCCGUAUUCACAAAACAUCUUAAGGCUAAAAGUAGCUCCUAACUUGCUGAUUUAGGAGAAACUCUUAAAGACUACUAAUAUCUGCUAACUGUUAAUGAGACAGCCAAAAUGCUUACAAUUAGCUGAACAUUUACUUUAUAUGAACAUAUAGUUUAUUUGCACAAGAUUUUUUUAAAUAAUUCAAAAAUCAUGUUGUUUAUUGUGUUUUGUUGUAUUUGUUAGCUGUAUUUUUUAAGUUAUUGUUACUUAAUAAAAAACAAUAAAAAACAAACAAUUUGAUUAAUAUUAAUUG
This is a messenger RNA of Triplophysa rosa, 2685 nucleotides long. It is a transcript of the gene olfml1, whose product is annotated as olfactomedin-like 1. Gene Ontology annotation, biological process: signal transduction. The record is from RefSeq and is a predicted model, not a curated record. Bases 577 to 1815 code for a protein of 412 amino acids. NCBI's taxonomy places the organism in Eukaryota, Metazoa, Chordata, Actinopteri, Cypriniformes, Nemacheilidae. The transcript has 3 exons.